Messenger RNA from Exophiala xenobiotica, 591 nucleotides. RefSeq lists its product as uncharacterized. The transcript has 3 exons. The record is from RefSeq and is a predicted model, not a curated record. Gene Ontology annotation, cellular component: membrane. The coding region runs from base 1 to 507 and encodes 168 amino acids. Lineage: Eukaryota; Fungi; Ascomycota; Eurotiomycetes; Chaetothyriales; Herpotrichiellaceae.
AUGAUGAACAUCGAUCCAAUGCUCAUCGUCCGCGCCCUUCAAGGGAUAUUAGCCCUCGUCGCCAUGGCCACGGGAGCAACCGUUGCGAACAUCCUGAAUACUCACAAUCCUUCAAUCGCCGUCCCAAACAGUGUCAUCUUCUACAUCUUCACGGCGGUUUUCACCUUGCUCGUCACCGUGCCGUACACCAUCGUGGCGCCUCGCUAUUUCCAGGUCUUGGCUCAUCCAUUCGCAAUGCUUGCCGCCGAAGCAACAACCUCAAUAUUCUGGCUGGUCAGCUUUGCCGCCUUUGCAGAUUUCUUGAGACGGUCUCGUGUCUGUGAAGUGGGAGCUUGUGCAUCCGCAAGAGGAAGUGUGGUGGUUGGCGUCCUUGAGUUCAUUCUAUUCGGCGUUACAACCUUCUUUGCCUUUUCCCAUGUUUUCCUCGGGGGCAGGUUCAGUGGAGGCAAGGCCGUGGAUAAACAACAACAAUCUCACAAGUCGUGGUCGGGCGCCGAAUCAGUGUGAGGUCUGAUAGCUGGAUCAGGAGCAUACCUCGGUGCUGGUGGUUUGAGACAACUGCUGUGUCAAGCGAAGGCAUAGAUACCAUGA